CAUGUGGGCAUACAGAGGUAUGCAGGCGCUCUCUGUGCGGCGUGCAUUUGAGAGAGAGAGAACGAAGGAUGCGUUGAGACUAGGACAAAAGAAGGUUCAUAGUUAAGGUGCGAAGACGAAUUGAGUUUUUUUUUUAUUUUUUUCGCUAUUUGACGACGCACAGCUUUUGCCGUGUACAGUACAUACAUGUACUGCUUCUUUUCCCGCGUUUUGUUUGGUGCUGUUGGACUCUUCUUUUUCUUUCUUCUUCCCCUCCUCCACUGGCCAGGCACCCCUCCCCCUCUGCCGCUUUCUUCUUCCCAAUGGGUCGGGUCAUCGCCAUCGUCAUUGCAUUCUCUCGUACCUCAUUCAGCCAUCCCUCCAUCCACACUCGCCCCUCCCUCCCUCCCCCACUCCCCCCACUCCCCUCUCUAAUUCACACUCCACAAUGUAUCAGCCCGAUGCCGAAGAGUCCGUCUCCCUCUUCAUUUCCCUCGUCUGCAUCUCGCUUAUGGCCCUGCUCUUUGGCCGCAAGACCGCCAGCACGAAGCUCAGAACCAUCAACUAUGCACGCGGCCUCGUCGUUGCACUAUACCUGGUCUCCUGGGCUUUCUCCGUGAUAGCGACCAUGCUCGUCCAGACCAACAACAACAACCUCCUCUCCUGCGAACUCUCCAUCCUCUCCUGCAUCGCCCUCUACGCGUUGUCCAAGAUCAUCAUCUACCUGUUCCUGAUGGAGAAAGUCUAUGUGGUCACAGCCAUCGGUUGCACCCGCUCGAACUUCUUGCUCUACAAGAUCAACCUCGGGUUGAUGACCCCCUACGUGGCCGUUAUCGCCCUCAUGGUCACCUUCAGGGUCGCACAGCUCGAGGACGAGGGCAAAUGUUACAUUGGCCUGCUACGACCCGGUGCAUUACCAUUGAUCCUGUACGACAUUGUCAUGUCAUGCUGGUUGACCUUCUUGUUCCUGAGACCGCUGAUGAGUUCAAGCUCGUUCUUGCAGGGGCCCUCGAAGGGGAAUUUGAGAGAUGUAGCCCGGAGGACGCUAAUGGGAUCAUUGAUUGCCCUGCUGUUGAGUUCUGCCAACAUCUUCACGUUGGUCUACUUUAACGGACAUGAGCGUGGGUUGAUCUGCUUAGCCUCGUGUACGGUGGAUGUGACAUUGAAUGCGAUUACGAUCCACUGGGUGACGAAUCGUGGUGCAGGGAAAUCAUCGAAUCCGACGAAUCGGUCGGUGGGUGGGCGGAGAGGCCGUGGCGGUAACGGUGCUGCGAACACGUAUAGCUUUGGCGACCGUUUCGCCACAGAUUCAGAUAGGCAGAUCGCACCGCUCGAGUCUCACAUCUCAGUAACGGUCGAGUCGUAUGUGGAGGAGUACCACCAACUACAUUAUGGGGGCACCAGUUCACAUUACUGACGAGCCGAGGACAAAAAUAAAAUAAUAAUAAAAAGAAAAAAGAAAAAAGAAAAAAACGAUCGGAUAUCCCAC
Molecule: messenger RNA, 1468 nt
Organism: Gamsiella multidivaricata
Lineage: Eukaryota; Fungi; Mortierellomycota; Mortierellomycetes; Mortierellales; Mortierellaceae
Exons: 1
Coding region: 428-1396 (322 amino acids)
Source: RefSeq, a predicted model, not a curated record